This is a messenger RNA of Rhineura floridana, 12869 nucleotides long. RefSeq names its product tubulin tyrosine ligase (gene TTL). The transcript is spliced from 8 exons. The record is from RefSeq and is a predicted model, not a curated record. Lineage: Eukaryota; Metazoa; Chordata; Lepidosauria; Squamata; Rhineuridae. Gene Ontology annotation, biological process: protein modification process. Bases 207 to 1340 code for a protein of 377 amino acids.
GGAGUCAAGAUGGAAGAGGAGAAGCCUCUGCUGCCGGAGGGGCGAAAGCUGGCGCGGCUGCCUUUCCAGGAGGCGUUCCCUUCCCCCCUUCCCCCUCCCCAGCUAGGCGUGUGCCUGCCCGCAAGGACCGGUGGCGGCGAAAGUUUCAGCUGCUUUUUGAUCCAGCUGGGAUUGGGCGUUCGUGCGCGUUCCCUCGCUCUCUAAGGAUGUACACGUUUGUGGUGCGAGAUGAAAACAGCAGCGUCUAUGCUGAAGUGUCCAAAAUCCUCCUGUCCACUGGACAAUGGAAGAGGCUGAAAAGAGACAACCCCCGGUUCAACCUCAUGCUGGGGGAGAGGAACAGGCUGCCCUUUGGGAGACUGGGUCAUGAACCUGGACUUGUACAGCUGGUGAACUACUACAGAGGAGCUGAUAAACUUUGUCGCAAAGCUUCUUUAGUGAAACUAAUCAAGACAAGUCCUGAAUUGGCAGAGUGUUGCAUGUGGUUCCCAGAAUCGUAUGUGAUUUAUCCAACUAAUCUAAAGACUCCAGUGGCCCCAGCACAGAACGGGAUUCAUCACUUGAUAAACAACACAAGAACAGAUGAAAGGGAAGUCUUCCUGGCAUCCUACCAGAGGAGGAAAGAGAGUGGAGAGGGAAACAUUUGGAUAGCCAAAUCUUCGGCAGGCGCCAAAGGUGAAGGGAUUCUUAUUUCUUCAGAGGCUACUGAACUUCUGGACUUUAUAGAUAAUCAAGGACAAGUGCAUGUGAUUCAGAAAUACCUUGAGAAGCCUAUGCUCUUAGAACCAGGUCAUCGCAAAUUUGAUAUUAGAAGCUGGGUGCUAGUUGAUCACCAGUAUAAUAUCUACCUCUACAGAGAAGGUGUUCUACGGACCUCUUCAGAACCUUAUAAUAGUGCUAAUUUCCUGGACAAAACCUGCCAUUUGACCAAUCACUGCAUACAGAAGGAAUAUUCGAAGAACUAUGGGCGAUAUGAAGAAGGGAAUGAGAUGUUUUUUGAGGAGUUCAAUCAGUAUCUGACGAGUGCUUUGAACAUUACUCUGGAAAAUACCAUUUUAUUGCAAGUCAAAAAUAUAAUAAGAAGCUGCCUUAUGUGUAUAGAACCUGCUAUCAGCACCAAACUCCUUCACUACCAGAGUUUCCAGCUCUUUGGCUUUGAUUUCAUGGUGGAUGAGGACUUGAAGGUCUGGCUGAUCGAAGUAAAUGGUGCCCCUGCAUGUGCCCAGAAACUUUAUGCAGAGCUUUGCCAAGGUAUAGUGGAUGUAGCCAUCAGUAGUGUCUUUCCCCUUAGCGACACUCUGCAAAAGCAGAGCCAGCAAUCACUAUUUAUUAAGUUGUGAUUAUUAUUUGAUUUUAUUUUUAAACGACUGUCAACAUGGCACACAUGGAAGAACUGCUGCCUGUUACAGAUUCUAUGGACAAAGCGGAAACGUGGUUCGAUCAUUUUGUUUGCACAUUAGGCCAGAAGAAACAUAAAGGAUAACGACUGUCAUCUUGGAAUUUCAGCAGAGAAAUCAAGUUUUCAAGAAAAGUCCAAAAUGAACCAAAGUUGUCUCAUCAACUCUGUCUAUGUUUCUGUGUGUUUUGGAAAACCUUUUCUUUAGAAAUGAUUCCUGUAACAGAAGCAACAAUUCCUAGGAGAACAGAAGCAACAAUUUUGUUUUUAAUAUGAGCAAAAAUAGGGAUAAGUUUCGUUUUUCAACCUUCUCUCUCUCCUCCCUCCCCCAUGUAAUAAUUUAUUUUAGCAAAAUGUCUUUCCAGGGAUUUCAUAGCUUGGAGGUUUUGUCAGCUCAACACAUGUGAGUGGUUUGUUUGUUUUUCCUCACCGGCUGCAGUUCCAGUGCCUUAGCUUUGUUCCCAGUAACUAACUCAUUUUAUUCUUACUUUGUUCUGUAGAUUUUUAUUUUUAAAAAAGCCUUUCUGUUCUGUAGGGUAUAAACUGUUCCUUGAAAAACUGUUUUGUACAUAUGUGUGUGUUGACUUUUUAAAAAAUGGUGUGUUUUGUUUUGUUUUGAACUGAACACUACUAAGUGCAGAAAACUAACCUGAAGCAUGAAAGACUGCUAUUCCUUUCCUCCUCCCCGCUCUCUAAUAAUACAAGAGUAGAGAUCCUGUGGCCCUCCAGAUGUUGCUGGACUACAGUUCCCAUCAUCCCUGACUAUUAGCCAUGCUGGCUGGGGCUGAUGGGAGUUGGAGACCUGCAACAUCUGGAGGGCCCAAAUCCCUCACCCCUGCUCUAAUACAAGCCGGCACAACUUGUGACCUACCAAGUCAAAGCAACCAGCCAUGUUCCUGUGGCUUGGCGGGCCCUUGACAGUCUCUGGCAGGCAGCUUAAAAUGAAAGGUUUACUAAGGUUGUUCACUUAUCUGUAAGUCCCAUUGAAUACUGUGGGACUGAUUUCUAAAUAAACAGGCACUGGGAUUGGGCUGUAAGCCUCUGAUAGGUUGCUGUGUGUGGUUAAUAAUGGGCACCAUUCAGCUUGGAUGGCCAAAGGUUGUGCAGGCCAUUCAUAAUGUGGUUUCCAUCCAUUAUUUGUCAGAAUCUGCCAUUGCUGAACCAAUAGAAAAAUCAAAAACAAAAAAAAGCACUGAAACUGUGGCACCUUUUGUUUAAGUUGUUCACAUCAUUUGGGCUCUAAAGCUCUGAGUGUCAUUGGCUGCAGAUCCCCUUUCACUGUCUUUUAUGUUUCUAUCCUUUUGCUUAGUUUUAUUCACCUUUCAUAAAGGAGGGAAAUAACUGGAAAAGAACAUUGCCAUCUUCUGUCACUUUUUUUUGAAAACAUCCAACGUUUAGUAUGUCUCUCCAUCUUGUUCUAAUGUUUCUGAGGUUCUGAACUACAGGGUGCCAGUCCCUUUCCUGUUUGACAAACAUUGUAGCUCAGUUCAGAUGUCUCAGCCGGACAAUGGUUUUGUAGUUGUGAAGGGGCUUUAGGGUUCAUAUGCUCCCACUUUUCCCUUGUAUUCCCUGCCUCCCUUUCUCCUUUGCCGUAACCAUAGUUUGCCAUGAUUGCCAAAUGGGCAGAUUAUGGUCAGCACCACUAUAGGCUGGUUCAAAUAAAACCCGUAACCUAGUUCAAACCAUGGUUUGGAGGCACACUUUUUGUGAAAAGCAUAUUUUGCCCAAUUUGGACGAGAUAGCAAGCUACGGUUACUGGAAACUAGGGAGGCUAGAAGGAACAAAGCCUAUUCGCAGCAGACAAAUAAUUGUUUUCUGCCAUUAUUUCUUUGAAACAGUUUUGUAUAUUUAUAACUAGCAACUAGAACACUCCCCAUAAAAUAUUUUAAGAUUUAAUUUAUUUUAUAAAGAAGUUGGUAGUAUUCCCUUUUUAAAGAGCUCUUGAUUCAGUCAUAAACAUAUUUACAUGCAAGUAAAACAGUGCAAUAGAAAAACGUGCCAGAACUUUUUUAAAGAUAGGAGUUUUAGAAAUCCAAGACAUAGGUUAAAUUAGAUCUCGUGUGUAGUCUGUUGCACUUGUGGUGCCUUGAAUGUUUAGUAUGAGAUGAGAUGCUGAUUGCAAACAUAACCCUGAUCCUAUACAUAUGUACUUAGAAAUAAGUUCUCUUCAUUUCAAUGGAAUUUGCAGAGCUUGGAAAAGUUACUUUUUUCGAACUACAACUCCCAUCAGCCCAAUCCAGUGGCCAUGCUGGCCGGGGCUGAUGGGAGUUGUAGUUUAAAAAAGUAACUUUUCAAAGCUCUGGGAAUUUGCUUCAUAUUUGGGUGCUUAGGAUCAUAGCUUUACUUUUAAUAUUCAGGAAGUUACCAGAGGCUUUGCAAAUGUUUGUUAAGAACAUAAUGAGUGGUAAGCAGUCUAUAAACUAUUAUAUAUUGUCAUUUCUAACCACAUGGCAUGUUGCAUGCUAAAACAGCUUAGUUCAAAGGUACUGGAUGACUUUUUCAUGUGAGAUGUUGGUGAAAUUAAGUUGGCUGACAAGAACAUGCAAGAUUAAAUGGUUCUAACAAGACCUUUGAGUUGAGAACAUCGUUAUAUGGCAAAACAAGCCUUUCCAACAAGGGCUCUGGCUCUGCCUGUUGUGGUCAGGACAGACCUGUAGCUGGAGGGGAGCAAGUGGGGGCACCCCCAGAGCUGUGCUCCCCCCCGGAUAUUGGGGAUAUUGUUUUAUUUUUAAUUUGUGACAUGACAGACAAUGACAACUUCCAUUUAAAGAAUGACAGCUUGUUUUAAGAACAGGAGCAAUUUAAGAACAGGAGCCUCUGAAAAAUUCAGUGAAUAAGACAGGGCAAAUGCACAACAAAAGCCUCACCUGGAAGGGCCCUCAAAGUCUGCUCACUCAAUAUUUUCCCUAACGGAGGGUGGAUUUUUCAUGAUCACCCUAUACUUAAGUGAUCCUGAAAAAAACAGCCUGUAUAGUGACAUGACUCUUGUAGCAUUAAAUAUUAGAUCUUUGUAUUAUGAGCCACAGGACUUUUCUUCACUCUGCAUUUCAUUGUCAUUUCAUUUGUGUUCUCUAUCCAGCCAGCAAUAAAGAAGCGUGUUUGUUUGCCUGCAGUAAAAAGUAAGAGUGUGUUUAUUCUACAGUUAUCAUAAUGAAUAGAGCAGGAUUGGAUGCUUGUUGCUAAAGGGUGAAAUAAAGAGAUAACUUAAAGUGAUCUGAAAAAAAUGGCUACCCUUUGCUCUUUUAAAGCACUCACUAUACUCACAAUCAUAGUGGCUAUUUUUUCUUUUUCUUGAGAACUUCAUGGCAAAGGAUGAAAACAGCCCUAGAGGAACAGAAAUAUUGUUGUGUACACUGCAGCCAGCUAGUUGGCCAGCUAGGCUGCAACUCAGGACUAAUUUCUAAUUUUUCCAAUUUGCACAGUUAAGCAUCAGGCCUUUUCAGGGUUUCUGAGAAAAAUCAACACAGCAACCAGUAAAAAAAAAAAGAAUCUAAUUGCUUUCCACAAUUCUUUUCCAAUUGCUUAGUUAGUCCUUUACAUAGCAGCCAUUUAAAAAGUGUUCCCUUGAUUGUCCAACAGGAAAGGAAAUCUAAAAGGCAGGAACCAGACUGCCUUUGAGGGACUCUCAAGAAGGAUUUAACAAACACACCCUAAAGUUUUUAUUUCCUCUCUGCCCUUCGCUAAACUUGUAGUAUGGAUAAGUUUGUUUUUCAGGUGGAAUCUAAAACUGAGAUACCUAAUGCAGCAUUAAAGCCAAGCUCAGGAGCCCAUUGUCAUUACCAAAGUAGUUCAGUUCAUGAAGAAUAAGAACACAGGGACAGACUACAGGAGAAAGAGGACUGUAGCUAUUGGCAAAGGCAAGCUUUUGAGUAUGGUGUUCCUGGGGAUUUCUCAGAAAAGGGUGAAACAAUGCACCAAAUUAAACUUCAUUCAUGUAAGUUAACACACUAUCUGAAUGGAGGAGGAGUGAAGGGGAAGGUCACUGCUUUUCCCUUCCCCUGGCCUGGCCCUCACAUCCUCUCAACCAGUGGGGGGAGGCAUUGGCUGGUGCUUUGCUCCUGUCCACCCCUCCAAAUGCCCCACCUAGAAAUGUGACUGCCCCACCUAACAAGGAAGGCUGGCUGCAGAGCUGGGUCAGGAAAGGUAAUUUGGAUAGCAAUGUCAGGGAUUCUAGAACGGCAACCCUACACCAUCUCACUUAAGAAGUUAAGUCCUAUUGCACUGAUUUACUUCCAAGUAAACAUACUUAGAGUUGUGCCUUAAAGCUGCAGCCCUAUGCACACUUACUUGUGAGGAAGUUCCACUGAACCCUGUAGGAUUUAUAACCAAGUAAAACAUGUAUAAGAUCGGGGCUGCGAGUGUGAUACAUACAAUGAUGGGAAAUGGUUUGCAUGCAAAUAAAAUAAAAAAAGAUACCUGUUAGAGAAAACAACCUCUUCAGAUUUCAGGCUUCUGGCCAACUAGCUUGGAUUAGCAACAAAUGUGCCGAUGUAGUUUUCACCUAGUAUGGAUCAUGUUGACAUGCUUGCAAAUGAUGCCUGUUCAGCAUGGAUUGCUCAGCUGCUGCAUUUGGCCAUGACAGAGCACUUUAAACAAAUGUUAACUGCUCUUUGCUUUGCCAUAGUAUGCAGGCACUGGGUCUAUAACUCUUGCUGCCCUAGCAAACCUGGCUACAGAAGCAUGCCUGACACUUUAUGAAACCAUAUUAAGUUGCCUGACAAGUUUCAUUAAUAUUUUUAUCAGGGUUACAAAUUUGUAAGUUCUUUGGUGGCAGAAAGGGGCCUCUUACGUAUUUAAGUUAAUGUCUCCUUUUGGAAAAAACACAAAUGCUCUGGCUUAGGUGGGGUCAGGGUGGCCAACUUUUACUCACCCUGGAUUGUAAACAUGCUGACCUGCAAAUUAAUCCACUGUCAAAGGGGCGGGGGCAAGCCAAGACAGUUCCCCCCCCUAAGUUGGCAAAUCUAGCUGGACUUUGGAUUUGGCUGCAUGCCAUCUUAGGCUAGUCAUCCCCAGUCCAGUGUUCUCAAACAUACGGGGCAGCUCUUCUAUAGCAGUGCGCCCUCCUCUCUGAAUGUAAAAUGGUUCCCAAGGCAAAAAUGGCAGAAAGUCUGACUUCUCUUCCAUCUUGCAGCAGCAGUAGUUAAACAUCUUCCUUUCAGGGAAUCUUUUCUUAUUGACUUGCCUGCUACGGAACACCAAUAGUUACCUUAUCCCUUUCCAAUCUCAUUAUGGCUCACAGGGGAAGCUGACUGCAGCAGAGGCACUUACUGGUAGGGCAGAGUCCAGACAGGUUCACAUCCGGGAAGGCAGAGUCUGCCAGCACCCUGGACAGAGCGCUAUAGAAGUUGCUGCCUAGAGGAACACUGUUGCCUUAGCAAGAUGCAGAGGGCUGGCUGGUCUAGUCCUGCUGUUGACUUCAUCUCCAAGGAGCUGUCUGUGCUCUUAAAGAGUUAUUGUCUGAUUCUGCCACCACUGUCUCUUAUGGAAUGAAGGGAGUGAGGAUUGUGUUAGGGUAUGUUAUCUGAGUCCGAGUAGUUGAAAAAGCAACAUCUUCUGGCCUGGAAGGUCUGGAAGUUGGGGAUGAUGAUUCCUCAAGAAGUGCCUCCUCCUCCUCCUUGUCUUCCUCUGAGCUUGAUGGGGAAUUGAGUCAGGAGAACAUGACAGACUAUUUGUCUGUGUGGCCCAGUAUUGUCUACUCUGAUUGGCAGUGCCUUUUCACAGUCUCAGGCAUGUGUUCUAUCUCUGAGCUAUAUCACCAGCCUCUCCUAUUCAGAAGUAUAUCUGCUAUACUAUAGCAUGGCCUGCUAUGGAACAUCUGUAUGCUGCAGAGGAUUCAUGGGGUGUUUUGGGUUGCACUGUCAGUUCACAUAUGGUGCUGGUCACAUUUGUCGGGCUAUCUCAGUCUGCAAGAAUGGAGAGUGCACCUUAGCACUCAUCCAAUGUUUUCCUCUGUUAUUGUUAUAGUCCCCAUGCACCCUAUCUACUGUACCCCUCUAAUCCUAAAAAAAUUCUCAACACCCUCCCAAUCCUAUCCCCCCUAAAAACACACACUAACUCUUCAAGAUCUAAUCCCUCUCCUAACUGACAAGACAAAACGCUUUUCUGUUCAAACCUUGCUCGGAUGCUCACUCACACAAACCCUCCCACUUGGCAGUCUUACAUCAUCCAUACCUCCUAGUAUUCCAUUAACUAUUUCAUAACAGAACACAUUUUAAAACCAGGUUAAACAGAUGGUUUUGUCACACGCACACACACACACACACACACACACACACACACACAUACAUACACACAUACAUAUAUAUAUAUAUAUAUAUAUAUAUAUAUGAACGUAAUUGUGAUUAACCAAACAGAGGUUUUUAUUGUAUUAACAAAACGUUUCAGCUUCCACCUUCAUCAGCUGGUAACAUACGAAUGCUGUUACCAAGGUGGCACUUAUAGAGCUUUGAGGAUGGAAUGCUCAGAGGGGCUUCAUUUGCUUCAUUAUAUAUAUAUACAGUGCCGUGAAAAAGUAUGUCUGAUUUUCUGUGUUUUUGCAUAUUUUUGGCACUGAAUGUUGUCAGAUCUUGAAACAAAACCUAAUAUUAGAGAAAAGAGAAGCUGAGUGAACAAACAACAGAAAAUAUUGAGGUCACAGGUGUGUGUGUGUAUACUCACACACAUUUUAAAACAAGGUUAAACAAAUGGUUUUGUCACAGUUACAUAGAGAGAGAGAGAGAGAGAGAGUGUUUUGGGGAUCAUGGAAUGAUAGUUAACUUAAGAAAUACAUAGAGAGAAAGUUUCCAUUGCCUACUUCAUCUUGCAGCUGGCUGAAAAGCCUCUCUGGAAGGUUGGAAGGACCUCCUGAACAAUGUGGGGUUCACACGGGCCUAAUGGGGGAGAUGAAAUUGCCUAAACUUGGGUGGAAGAAUUUCAGACAAUUCUCCACUUCCUCCAGAAGUCCCCCGUGUCCCACACCAGGUUGUUUCAGAGGACCCUCUGGAGAGACGUUUCAAAAUGGCAGCAUCCUUAAGUUAACUUACUUUAGGAUUUAAUCUUAUUGCUUUAUUUUUCCGUCUACUAAUACUUUAUUGUUGGGUCUCUUCAUUUAAAGCAACAAACAGAACACUCAAGCUUGCUCUGGAUCCCUAUAAGGAUUCCGUUAAUCACCUAAAAUAUAUAUAAACGUAAUUGUGAUUAACCAAACAGAGGUUUUUAUUAUAUUAACAAAACGUUUCAGUUUCUGCCUUCAUCAGCUACUAACAUUAUAUAUGUGUAAUCUCCAUUCAUUGUCUCUUGUCCCUGCCAACCUUUUGCUGAGACUGCAUAUGUUAUUCCAUUAAUUACCUGGAUUUCCCACCCACCCCCCAUAAAAAUUCUCUAUAAAGUGUCAGUUUGAUGGCCGAGGUGGCAGAAUGUGAACCAUUGAUGAAAACUAAGAUUUCCUUGGAUUAUUUGCAUUGUGCAACCUCAUUUUUUCAAAAUAAUUUAAAAACAUGCAGUACAUUUGCUGCAAACUUUACUACAGAGAUGACUUGGGUAGGCAACUUGCAGUUAUAAGAUUGCAUUUACAUGGUGAUGGGAUGGAGUCAUGGAGGAUAAGGCUAUCAGUGGCUACUAGCCAUGAUGGCUAUGUGCUCCCUCCACUUUGCCUCUGAAUACCAGUUGCUGGGAAUCACAAGUAGGGGAGAGAGCUCUUGCACUCUGGUUGUGGGCUUCCCAUAGGCAUCUGGAUGGCCAUUGUGAGGAUGCUGGAUUAGAUGGGUCCAUUGGCCUGAUCCAGUAAGUUCUUAUGUGUUCUUAUGUUAAAGGUCUCUCAAAUUUAAAAAGUAAGAGAACUGGAUAGCAGAGAUAUGGAUGAUGGAAGUUUUACCAGCCUUUGAAUGGUUCCCUGAAACCUUGGGUGUUGACUUGAUUUGAAAGAAGGCAGCAAACAAAAUGUGAUGCAGGGGAUGACUUUUUGAAAGAGUUUAACAAAUGCAGAAUAACAGGGAAAGUGCUUAAAAAUGUUAAUGUCCAGAAUUAGAAUUUCUGCCCAUUACUAUGAAAACUCUUUUAUUGAUUUUGUAAUGUUCUGUGGGAAAGCCUUGUUUAGGAAUACUAAUAUAGCACAUAUGGGGCUGUUUUUUUUUUAAAAAAAAUCUCUUUAAAAGGGCUGUAUUCCAUUGUAAGACAAUUAUGUAUGUAGCCUCUUUUGAUAUUUGGGGAUAUAUUUUCUACACUGUAACUGAUUUGUGUGUCCUUUGCAGCGUGGUGGAAUCAUACAUGCUGGAGUUUGUUAUGUUGUCAAAAUCCAAUGACUAGCAGAUUUUUCCAAUAGAAUUUAGGAACUGGUUUUCUGCUGAGCAAAUCUACAAAGCAAUAAGAAAAUCAAUUCAAGUACUAAGGUAUAAAUAACCACAUUCUCAGUGAAGGCAUUGUGUACAUUUGUUCCAUAAAAUGACUGAAAUGUUGUACAGUCGAUAUUGACAAGAAAGAUGGUCUGAAAUACAGGUUGAGACUGUGAAUGAGUGAAUGAAUGCAAGAUCUGAAGUAUCAAGUCCACAAACAAAAAUAAAAAUGGGUACUUUAUGUCCAUGUCCAGGUGCAGAAACAUGUUACCCAAUUUUAAAGUGGAAAGCCCAACCAUUCCAUGAAAAAGCCAAUACCAAUACACCUUUUAAAGUUAGUAAAUGAUAUUAUCAGUCCAUUCAAAUGAAUAUUUAGCACAAUCUUUGCUUACAUGAUUAGCUGGGGCUGCAACCCUACUGUCACUUACCUGGUAAUAAGCCUUAUUGAAGUCAGUGGGACUUGCCUCUGAGGAGACACAUAUAGGAUUGCACUGUUUUGCUUUAAUUUCUGGAGGAGGCCUACUCUAAAAGUUUGAGGUUUUAAAAGGAUUUGCUCAGGUGGGCUUUGACUGCAGUUCACACAAUUUCCUACUGCAGGAACACCUACUGGCCCGGUUCACACAUCACACUAUGCCAAACCAUAGGUUAGUAUGAGCAUGUGGGCUUCCGGGGAGGAGGUUGUGGCUGCCUUGCUCCUCCCUGGUUGUUCUGUGCUGUGCUAAACCAUCGUUUGGCUUAACAUAUCAUUGAAACCGCAGCUCAUGGUUUAGCUCUCCCAAACAAACCACAAGCUGUAAACCACAGGACAACCUUGAAUAGAACUUGUGGGUGGUUUGGGUUUGGACAACACAUUUAUCCAAUCUGUGGCUUAGUUCGGUGCAGCAUGCCAGAUAUUCCCACAUAGGUGCAUGAUAUACAGUAGCUCUACUUUUUGAAGAUCGAGUACGGUUAAACUUCUUGACUUCAGGUAGCCCUUUAAUUUAUCUAUCAAGGAACCCUUGGAUGCCUGUCAUAGAACUCACAUAUUUUACAAAUGCAGAGCUGUGGUCCUCUGGAUGUUGUUGGAGUCCAACUCCCAUCAGCUCCAGACAGCAUGGCCAGUAAUUAGGAGUAUGAUGGGCACUGUAGUUCGGCAACAUCUGGAGGCUCAAAAGUAAGCCACUCUUGUUUUAGGAUGCUCCCAGAUCAUGCAGGACACUGAUCUUGCCUGUUGGGCCAUAAUGUCACUAUAUGUAAAUUGAGAAUCUUCUGUAACCCUUUCAGCUGCACAUUGUGGAGAAAACUCAGCACAGGUGAGGAAAUGUUUUCUCUUAAAACUUUGUAAAACAUUACUGAUUUUUAUUUUUUGCAUUGAAACAAAUAAAAAAACAGUAAUGAUGGACAAAUUUUGGACUAGAAUAAGCUUCUAACAAACUCCAACAUUGCAAAUUGAUGUAGCAUUAUGAUAACUAUGGUCCUUAGUUUGAAUUUGAAAUGAGUCUAUUUUUUCUGAGCCAGUCCUUUAAUCCUUUUAAGUAAGGAGUGUGUGUGGACUUUGCUGUUUAGCAGCAAAGAAAUUCCAUUUCUGCAGCAUGAUAUUAAGGACAGUGAAGAUAGUGAUAUUAAAGUAGAAGCUCUUUUUAAAUGCAAGCACUUUUGAAAACGUAAUCAUGCAUCAGAAAAGGUAUGUAGGAAACUAAAGUGUUUAGGUUGCAAUCUAUGUACUGCAGUACAUACUAUGUACUAUAUACUGCAGGGAGUAAUGCAUACUAUGCAUACUGUGGAAGGGAGGAAGCCCCAUGGAACACAGUGAGACUUGCUUCUGAAAUAAAAUAGGAUUGUUACUCAUGGUUGGCCCAUCAGACGGUUUCCACUUGUAUCCUCCUUAAAAGUUCUGGCUAAGUCUCAACAGCACUUUUGAAAAAUGGAAAGGGGUGAAUUGGCCACAGAUGGAAAUGGAAAAGCUGUCUUCCAAAGGCAACUUUCUAAGCAGUGAUUUUGCCAUUCUUUUUCUGGCAGUGAGUCUGCACCUUCAAUAGCUUCAUGACUGGCAGAAAUUCAAUUGGUGUAGCUUUCCCAUGCUGUAGGUUGGACCUACUGAAUUCCUGCUGGUUGUGAAGUUGUUAAAGGGACUGAGCCUCUUUUAAGAAAUGUGGAUGGCAAUCCUUAUCGCAAAAAAGCAGCCCUUGAUAUACAGGAAGUGAUGGAAAACAGCAAGAUGGGAAGGAGCUUAACAUUUCCCUUUUUCGCAGAGAGGAUAUGGCAGAGUAGAACUGCUGGAUGAGUCCAGCAGGCAAGGUGCUAUGGAGUAAACUCCAUCUUAACUCCACCCAGUGUGGUGUGGUGGUUAGAGGAGAACCUGGGGGACCAGGGAUCAAAUGUCCCACUCAGCCAUGAAGGUCCCUGGUGACCUUGGGCCAAGUCAUAGUCUCUCGGCCUAACCUACCUCACAGGAUUAUUGUGAGGAUAAAAUGAAGAGGGGGAAGAACUGUAGGCUACCUUGUGCUUCUUGGAGGAAAGGUGGGAUAUAAAUGUAAUAAAUACAUAAAGACAUGUGUAAAUAGACUAUUUUGAUGAUUAGGUUUUAUGGUGGGAUAUCAUAGUUUAGACAUGAGAUAUACGGAAGCUUGCCUUAACUUUACUGCAUCUUUUCCCGAUGGAUUCUUGUUUCAUCUCGUAAGAAAAUAUCCUAUUUAAAAUUGCCCCUUCUGUGCUAAAAACUGUACAAUGUGCUCCUACGAUAAGUUAAAAGGUUGGCAUGCAGACCAUUAUGAACAAAUUAAUACUGUUUCUGGCCCCAAAACCAAUUUCAUCCAUGUGGGCAGACUUGCAUAUUGCACUGUAUUUGAGAGUCUUCAGUACUGAAUGUGUGUGAAUGGUUAGUGCAUGUCUCAUUCUCUGAGCAUUGUCUGUUUUGUUUUGUUUUAAAAAGCUGAAAAACUGCAUUGGUAGUGUUGGCUAAACUGGGCUGUGGAAGAGCAACCCAAUUUCUAUAGGAUCUGAAACCAUCAUGUCAUGUAUACAUGUUGUCUGAAGUUACAUCAUAUAGAUCUUCAGUUUGUCUUCAGAAUAUUAUAGUGUGUGGAUGUUUGUGUUGGAUGGAAUAUGUGACUGUAAGCAAUGCAUGGUUUGCUGGCAUUCAUAUUCAAACCUCUCUUAAGCAAAUAAAAGAUAUAAAACCUUAA